GUCAGGAAUCAAAUUCCUGCACAGCUCCAGGAAGCUCACCGAGCAAAGUACAAAGAGCAACCAAGUCACAGGAGAAAGAGAGAGUUGGGAGAAAAUUAGAAAGGUGGGGAGGAGAUGCGAAGGCUUCUCCCUCUCAAACUCCUCCUCAGGAGGAAGAGCCCCAACCCCAAUAAACCCAUUUCCCUCCCACUGGAGAGAGGAUUUCCCGAUUCGGCUCCUCGCUCUCCCUUCUUCUCCUCUUCUCCUCUUCCCGAGCCCCACCACCACCGCUUCUCUCGUCUCCUCUCCGACUCCCUCCGAUCAUGGCGCUCAGGCGACCGCCUCCCUUCCGGUUCGUUUGCCUUCCUCGCGUCUCAAGCCCUCGGAAGUCGGCGAUGGCGAAGGGCGGUCUCGAAAGAAUUUUUGAUCGCGGGACGCAGUUGUUGAAGUCUCGCUGCAGGGAGGCGCGUGGUUUCGAUGCUUGGGCGGCCUCCUCUCUUCGUCACGAAAUUUCUGGAGAUACUGGAUGCCAACACCAGAUGGAGUCCUUCUAAGCUUGAUUGGAGCUAAGUGUUGCUGUUUUCUUCUUAUGGCGAUUGCUGACCGCAAAUUUAGAUGAAAUAAUUUUAUGGUCGACACUUCACUAGAAACAUUAGUUACAAUUGCUAUUGUUUUUUAUGCCUUUCUUCUAUACUCUGAUUCAUUUUUUGCAAAAUACCAGCUAAACAUUUGCCUUUUAUGGUGCAUUAAUAAAAUAUCAUGCUUUACAAACAUAAAAGGUGCAUGAAUAUUUUAGUUGCUAACUUCUUGAUUUUUAACUGACAGAUUUCGCUAGACAAUUUUAAAAGCGGGCGUUUGCACACAUUGCUCACUAGUGCAUUUAGUCAUUCGGAUCUUGACCAUCUUGUGACAAACAUGAUUGGUCUGUACUUCUUCGGCACGAAUAUAGGAAAACUAUUUGGACCUGAAUUUCUGCUGAAGUUGUACUUAGCAGGGGCAUUAGGUGGAUCGAUAUUUUUCUUAGUACACAAGGCCUUAAUUGUUCCAUCUACAGAGGGCUACCGAGGAUGGGAUUCUUCAAGAAUUCCUGGACUGGGUGCAAGCGCUGCUGUAAAUGCCAUCAUUCUUCUUGAUGUGUUUCUCUUUCCAAAGAAUAUUAUCUACGUAAAUCUCAUUAUACCUGUACCUGCAAUUUUAAUGGGGGCAAUACUGAUCGGAACUGAUUUGUGGAGGGUUAAGAAGGGGAGGGGCAUAUCUCAGGUUCAGCUCAUUUAGGGGGUGCUGUGGUUGCUGCUUUUGUGUGGGCUGGAAUUAAGAAGGGUUGGAUCUGAUCAAACAGCUUGUCAUCACAAUCUUUUUUCUUUUUCUUUACAUGCUUUUGAAUACCAAUUAGAUCAGAUAGAUGAUGGAAUUGCUAACUUAGGUUGUUCCUGAAUUGCCCAUUGGCGUUUGAUAUUUACUCUUAUGUCUGACAUUUAUGUUUCAAGGUUCAGAGAUGUUGCAAAGUCAAUCAACAAAUGAAUAUUUAAUUUUCAUUCUCCUUGCAGUUAUAUCACCAAUUUUCUUAUCUGGAAAA
Phoenix dactylifera (date palm) is the source of this 1555-nucleotide messenger RNA. The record is from RefSeq and is a predicted model, not a curated record. NCBI's taxonomy places the organism in Eukaryota, Viridiplantae, Streptophyta, Magnoliopsida, Arecales, Arecaceae.